Messenger RNA from Durio zibethinus, 1173 nucleotides. RefSeq names its product F-box protein CPR1-like. The record is from RefSeq and is a predicted model, not a curated record. Gene Ontology annotation, molecular function: protein binding. Lineage: Eukaryota; Viridiplantae; Streptophyta; Magnoliopsida; Malvales; Malvaceae.
AUGGAGAAGCACGUUCCAUUGGAUUUAAUUAACGACAUACUCAGCCGAUUACCGGUGAAGAGCCUGCUUCGCUUCAAGUGUGUAUCCCGAGGAUGGUGUUUUCUAAUAAACGAUCAAAAUUUCAUCAAACUCCAUCUCAAACGAUCCACCCAAAGCAACAGUCACAGCAGCCUUGUAAUUGUCCAAUAUACUAAACUUAGUUUGGUGGAUUUGAGUUCGUUACUUGUCGUGGAGGAAGUCGCCGAUGAUUCUUUGAGGCAAUUAUUCAGAGGCUCCAUUAAAGUGCUGGGCAUAUGCAACGGCUUGCUUUGCUUGUCCAAUUCGGCUUAUAAUCGUAAUAUUUUGUGGAACAUGUCUACCAGGGAGCACCUGACUUUGCCCCCUGUGCCUGAAAAUUUCCUCCUUUAUCCUACUCCUGAAACUAUGAAAUUGUUCGGAUUGGGAUAUGACCCCAUCGACGAUGAUUAUAAGGUAAUUUUUGUUUCUCAAACUUACCAAUCGAAACAUAAGGGAAUUUUUUAUAGUCUAAGAUCGAAAUCAUGGGGAAAGAUUCACGAUUACAGUAAUUGGAUUUAUUGUGGUUCCGGUAGUGGAGUGUAUGCAAGUGGUGCUUUACACUGGCUUGUAUCCAGAUCGUGGAAAGAAAUGAUGGAAAACAGCGAUGUAUUCAUUGUAGCAAUCAACCUUAAUACUCGCAAACAACAGUUUUUUCGUUGUCCUGAUCAAGAUCCUGAUCAAGAUCAACAUCAAGAUCAAGAGUAUAAGGCUUGGAACAUCCCACCUCAUCGAUUUGAUUUCAAGACUAUAGAGGUUUUGGGGGAACAGCUUUGUGCAAUGGACCUGAAUGGCAACCAUAAUUUCACAGCGGACAUAUGGUUGAUGAAGAAGUAUGGCGUGCAGGAAUCCUGGACAAGGCUAUUCUCGAUUCCAUACUUUCAUACUGGGUAUAUAUCUAGUUACGCUGGUCUGUUUGUUCAUCCCUUAACUUGUUCAAAGAAUUGUGACGAAGUUUUAGUAGACGUCGGACAUGAUCAUGCAAGGCUAAUAUUUUAUUACAAUCCGAAGAACAAAAGUGUUAGGUAUGUUAACAUCCCGACGUGUCAAAAUAGCUCUUUUGAAGUACAAAUUUGUCACGAAAACCUUGUAUCAUUAACAUCUAGAGAGAGGCCGUAA